This is a messenger RNA of Hyaloperonospora brassicae, 501 nucleotides long. The record is from the annotation of a GenBank genome assembly. NCBI's taxonomy places the organism in Eukaryota, Oomycota, Peronosporomycetes, Peronosporales, Peronosporaceae.
AUGCGGCGCCUGGGUACCAAGACGCGCACAGAGGAUCAGGACACGUUGUGGAGCGCCCUCUCAGACGUGGGAGCGGCCCAAGACACUGCAAUUGAUGAUGUUGGGCCCGGCAGGGCGGCAAGCAUGCUGCCCAACCGGAUCCAGCAUGGACACGCUCAGAGCAUCGGCUCCCCGGGUGCUCCCAGACAGCUCCCGGGUACAGGCGCGUGCGCGACGGCUUCCACCACCCUCCCGCUCGCUGCAGAAGCCCCCUCCGCUGCCCAAGACUACGCGAAUGUUGCUCCUCCACCCGGCAGGGCGGCACGCAUGCUGCCCGACCGGGUGCAGCUCGGGUCCGCGCUCGUAGCCGCUACGGCUCGCGCACUGGGCGCCUGCCACGGCCCCAGCGACCCAGAGGACAGCUCAAGCAGCGGCAGCGGGGCUUCGGACGACGACAUCCCUGCCUCUUCAACGGACAACGACGCUGUCAGACCAAUUGAUGACGACCGGCUUAGCAGGUAG